AUGCCAGCUUUAUGCUAGGGAUCCAUUCUAUAUAGCUACCGAAGCUUGCUUCUAGACCGCACACCCCAAGCUACUGUCUGUCGUAGCUUAGUAGCGACCAUGUCUAUUCCAGGACUUGGCCUGGAAACCUUCGCUGCUCAGCCAGCAGCUCCCACCGGCGCCUCCACUACUCGGGUCAUCAAGCUCGACCAGCUGUCUGAAUGGCGAUUCGAGGUUGGCUUCAGCUCCGAAGUCGAAGUGAAGCUUGUUGCCGGCGUUGCAGAAAAAGAUGGCACGGAGCUCGCCGCACACCACGUCUAUCGCUUCAGCGGUGUCAAGACGAAAAUCCUCACAUUCAUGGGCUGCCAGCUCGAAGUUACUGGCACCUGCGAUGACGAGUUCCUCGCAGACUUUCCGAAACCUACCGACUCACCGAUGAAUUCUUACCUCAAUCUCCACUUCAAACUACAUGCUCUUCGACAGCAUGCGGCAGCGGCGAAAGCAGAAGGACCGCGCGUUAUGAUCUGCGGGCCUCCGAACACAGGCAAGACAAGUGUGGCGCGGACAUUGACAAGCUACGCUACGCGACUGGAGGGACAACCUUUGAUGGUCAACAUGGAUCCCAAAGAGGGCAUGCUGUCUCUGCCAGGCACACUGAGUGCCAGCGCUCUGGCUUCCAUCCUGGAUAUCGAGGCUGUAGACGGAUGGGGCACCACGCCCACCAGCGGGCCCAGUCAGGUACCUGUCAAGCUACCUCUAGCAUUCUACUACGGACGAACAAGCCCGGCCGAAGACCCUAAGAAAUACCUUGAACUCGUAAGCCGCUUGGCAGGCUCUGUGACUUCUAGAUUCACCCAAGAUCCCGACGUCAAGAGCUCUGGCAUGAUCAUCGACACGCCUAGCAUGGAUGAAAAGAGUAAAGCCAGCAUGGAUGUUCUCGUGCAUAUUGCCGAAGAGCUAUCGGCAAACAUCAUCCUCGUAUUGGGUUCUUCACGCGUCAACACAGAGCUGAGCAGGCGGUUCGCCAAUGAACGUACCGGCCUCGGAGAACAAAUCCAUGUUAUUCAUCUCGACAGAUCCGAGGGAGUGGCCACACGAGAUGAAGGGUACAUGCAACAAGCAUGUGAGGCUUCGAUCAGAGAGUACUUUUUCGGCAACAUUGGGCGAACUCUUAGUCCUGCGACUCAGCAGGUCGAUUUUGACAGCCUCACCAUUUACAGGCUGGGUGACUACUCGGUGUACGGCAACGGAGACGAGGGCCUCAUGCUGUCCGAGCCAUCAGGCCUCAUGGCACAUUGGACUUUAGCCGUCAUGUACGCCUCUACAAAGGAUUCGCCUGAGACCAUUCGCAACGCGAACGUCAUGGGGUAUGUUUACGUCGCCGAAGUUGACAAAGAGAGGCGCAAAAUGAAAGUUCUCGCGCCAGUCAGCGGUCGACUGGGUGAUCGCCCUCUGCUCUGGGGCAAGUGGCCGGAACCAUUCGUCAACUUGUUGGGUUAGGCCGCCCUUAUCCAAAAUAUCCCACCUACGUACACCAAACAACAGUCCGCGGCUCAAAGGAGGCUGGACGCCAAGCAAAUUCUUGACGCGCUUAUAAGACACGACUUUAACGAAUAGCCAUGCGAUUAUGAUGCUCUGAGCCCCAUAGUACCAUGUAAACCCGGAAGCCUUUCAUUACCAGUGGUCAAAAGGCUUUGCCUUGGAAUUCAUGCAAUUAUGUUCCUGCCGUGCCGCGUCGGAUUCGUCGCAGCUGGAAUAGGCUGAUCAAUAACGACCAUGUGAUGCGUCUGGUCACAUCUGCGGAUCACGAAAGAAGUUCUCUUUCGGUGUCGUCAAGAUUUCGCAGCUGCAACUGCACCCAGACGGAUACGAGGUCCAGAAAAAAGCGCUCUGAUAGCCUGGAGCUCUAUCAUGGAAAUUCAUAUCCUACGUUCGCGCAUCCGCACAAUCUUUCAACUGCUGGUCGUCAUCCAUCAUGCGCCACAUCCUACGCAAGCUGGGCUGCAGCGGCAGCGAGUUCUUCUAUGCCCAGGCGGAUGGCAGACCAUGGGAAUAGACCGAGGAUCUUCGCCAAGGUCUUUAUCUGUCGACGUGCGCUAUUUCUCUCCACGACCGAAAUCUGCACCGAGAUGCGUCCAGGGUUCGUCAGUGUACAUAGCAUCAACACGUUCUGCCUCAC
Messenger RNA from Verticillium dahliae VdLs.17, 2158 nucleotides. Its product is annotated as Clp1 protein. Bases 100 to 1479 code for a protein of 459 amino acids. The transcript has 5 exons. Gene Ontology annotation, biological process: tRNA splicing, via endonucleolytic cleavage and ligation. NCBI's taxonomy places the organism in Eukaryota, Fungi, Ascomycota, Sordariomycetes, Glomerellales, Plectosphaerellaceae. Gene Ontology annotation, molecular function: polynucleotide 5'-hydroxyl-kinase activity. The record is from RefSeq and is a predicted model, not a curated record. Gene Ontology annotation, cellular component: nucleus; mRNA cleavage factor complex.